This is a messenger RNA of Varroa destructor (honeybee mite), 1105 nucleotides long. Its product is annotated as ATP synthase subunit s, mitochondrial. Lineage: Eukaryota; Metazoa; Arthropoda; Arachnida; Mesostigmata; Varroidae. The record is from RefSeq and is a predicted model, not a curated record.
UUGUUAUGGCGUUCGAAUGGAUGGUUGGUGCCUUACUUAAAAUCAGUUUAGUUAGCGGCUGAUCUCUUCGAACGCCGCAAAAAUUAGCGUGUUGGCUGACGUUGUGCUAUGGCCACUCCACGAAAAUGAAUCUGUUCGCAUAAGCACGGCCGUUAAGCGCAUUAAUAAGUGCACAUUAUAUUCGUUUGGUCAAUCUGCAAUAUCUCAAACGUUUCAGAAGAAGUCGGCCACUCACUGCUGGCAUUUGGGAAUUAUGGAUCAAACAGGCCAUUGCGUCGAAAUUGACCUUGACGUUAGCUCACGUUAAUGCAAAGAGCAGGCCGUUUUUUGAAUAAUCUGUCACCCUUGAGCCAAAAACCAAAGAAUAACUUAAUCGGAAAGCCAGCAGAGAACGCGCGAUACUUGUGGAGUUUCUUAAACCGUAUUUUUAACAAAGUCGACGAGAAUCGAAUCAAAGAGUGCGGACCAGACCGAGCCGCAUCGGAGUGGCUAAUCAGAUGUGGGGCUUCCGUUCGGUGGAAAGGAUACGACAAAUUUCACAAUGAUUAUAACACACUUCCGUCAGGACAAACCGUUAUUGAGGCCAUUGACGCAACUGACUCGUGUAUUAUGAGCCUCGGAUUUCCCUAUCUCAGGGGACUGAAAAGUCUGCAGGAGAUUAAUUUGAGCAAAUGCUACUACUUGGAAGAUAAUUGCCUUCAUCUCUUAGGGCUAUACCAAGGAGAUCAAAUUCGUCGUCUGAGACUCGUGUCUUGUGGUAACGUUUCCGAUGCAGGGAUCGCUAACCUGACAGCUAUGAAAGCUUUAGAAGAAUUAUUCAUGUUUGAUCUUCCCGCAGUGAAAAAUCGCGAGGCAUGUAUUAAGCUGCUGCAUGAAGCGCUGCCGAAGUGCAAGAUUGAAUUUCCUGAAGUCUAAGAUCCAUCGAAGGAAUGUAGCGAUAACGACAAAGGGUCAAAAUAAUUUGGUUAAUAUAAGGAAAACGUAGCCAUUCUUUGUGGCUAUUGUAAUUACAUUACAGCUAUUUUUAUCUGCCAAUGCCUAGUCAUAUAAAAUAAGACAAUCUACAAUAAAGAGGUGAUUUUUGAUAAUAACUAUACAAACGUUA